ACCGACAUCGACAACGACCUGGUGGGAGACGUGUGUGACACCAACCAGGACAUGGACGGGGACGGGCUGCAGGACACCAGGGACAACUGUCCCGACCUGCCCAACAGCUCUCAGCUGGACUCGGAUAACGACGGCCUCGGAGACGCCUGCGACCACGACGACGACAACGACGGCGUCCUGGACGACUACGACAACUGCCGACUCAUCGUCAACCCCAACCAGAAGGACUCCGACAUGAACGGGGUGGGGGAUGUGUGUGAGGACGACUUCGAUAACGACUCGGUGCUGGACCUGGUGGACGCUUGUCCUGAGAGCGCUGAGGUCACGCUGACCGACUUCAGAGCCUAUCAGACGGUGAUCCUGGACCCCGAGGGCGACGCCCAGAUCGACCCCACCUGGGUGGUGCUCAACCAGGGGAUGGAGAUCGUCCAGACGAUGAACAGUGACCCGGGCCUCGCUGUGGGCUACACUGCCUUUAACGGCGUGGACUUCGAGGGAACGUUCCACGUGAACACGGUGACGGACGACGACUACGCCGGCUUCGUCUUCGGGUACCAGGACUCGUCCAGCUUCUACGUGGUGAUGUGGAAGCAGACGGAGCAGACGUACUGGCAGUCGCUGCCCUUCAGAGCGGCUGCGCAGCCCGCCCUGCAGCUCAAGGCGGUGAAGUCGCGCACAGGGCCCGGAGAGUUCCUGAGGAACGCCCUGUGGCACACCGGAGACACAGCGGGGGAGGUGACGCUGCUCUGGAAGGAUCCCAGGAACCAGGGCUGGAGGGACAAGACCUCGUACCGCUGGAGCAUCUCACACCGGCCCCAGGUGGGGUACAUCAGGUUGAGGCUGUUCGAGGGCACGCAGAUGGUGGCGGACUCGGGCGUUGUGAUCGACACGACGAUGCGAGGAGGUCGGCUGGGAGUCUUCUGUUUCUCUCAGGAAAACAUCAUCUGGUCCAACCUGCACUACAGGUGCAACGACACGGUGCCUGAAGACUUCCAGAUCCACCGGAAACAGUUCAUGAUGCACAUUAAGGUGUGAGUGUACCUGGGGGAGGGGGGGGG
This is a messenger RNA of Trematomus bernacchii (emerald rockcod), 1058 nucleotides long. Its product is annotated as thrombospondin-3a-like. Gene Ontology annotation, molecular function: calcium ion binding. Gene Ontology annotation, cellular component: extracellular region. NCBI's taxonomy places the organism in Eukaryota, Metazoa, Chordata, Actinopteri, Perciformes, Nototheniidae. Gene Ontology annotation, biological process: cell adhesion. The record is from RefSeq and is a predicted model, not a curated record.